Molecule: messenger RNA, 1092 nt
Organism: Pedinophyceae sp. YPF-701
Lineage: Eukaryota; Viridiplantae; Chlorophyta; Pedinophyceae
Source: the annotation of a GenBank genome assembly
AUGCCUCGACGUUCGUGGGCGCGCAGGAUGUGGGGCACGCUCACGCUCUGCUGCGCAGGGCGUGCCCCCGACGGCCGCGGAGCCGUCCCCUCGGCCGGCGAAUCCUUCCCCCCCUGCGACGGCGAAAACAAUCGCUCGUCGCCUGCGAGCCGUGUUCCCCGUGACGGAGCGAACGAAGCCACCCGUCCGAAGCAGCAGUCGCGAUUGGUCGCCUGUCGUGCCGAUGCCGAGAUCCUCAGGGUGACCGCGAACGAGGACCCCGAGCCACCCACUCAUCAGGCUCCCGGGCCAACGCUGUGGACGGCGGUGACCUUCAUCUGCGCGAGCGCACCCAUCAUCCUCACGAACCUAUCGCUGGGGACGGCGCUGGGGGGCAGAUUCGCGCGCAGCCCUGCGCAAGAAGCAACCCGUCGAUUGCCAGGCGUGGAGCGCCGCGAUUCCUCGCGCGUGGCGAUGCUUCCGCGCACCGACGGCGCCGCGGUCGAUCCUGCCAAGGCGCCGCUCGACCAGAACGUCAACAUGAGCUUCGAAGACUGCAGGGACGCCGGAGAUGCUACGACGUGCUCGACCGUUCUUUCCGGUGACAUCCUGGUGUCCGCGGAGGCUCGCUCGUCCGCCUCGCGGUACAACAUUUCGUACAGGCGGAUCCGCGACGCCGCUCUGACUGCCCUUCGCGACACCGGUGCCCUGAGCGGCCCUCUGGUGUGCGCGGUCGUCGCGGCACUGCGAAGGUGCCGGGCGUUCUGGGACCUCGAGACGCGCUGCGGCCUGCGCGGCAUCCAGCGCGUGAUGAUCCAGUGCAUCCCGGAUCGCCUCCUCCUGCCCCUGCAAGUCGUGGAGCGGGACACGUUUGUUGUGCCGGUGAUCGGCCAGACGAGAGUCACGCUCGUGCCGCCCGCGUACGCCCUUCAGGGCCUCUACCCCUACCCGAUCCAGCACCCGCCGUGGUCUGCGCGUUGGUCGCCGGAAAAAUCAGCACGACGAUGCUGCAACUUGGACGCCUUUCAUCUUCGCGGCCGUCGCGGGUGCCCCGGCCGUUGUGUCCUGGCUGCGCUGGAGUCUGACUCAGCUGAACCAACAUCGACUGAGUGA